AUGACACUAACACUGUCCAGAGUCACACCCACUGAUGAGGGGCAGUAUACCUGCCACCUCGAGACCCAGAAGUCCACCACUCACAGCAACACAGUCACCAUCAGCAUUGUGAAAUUGAAUCAGCCACGCAUCGUCCUGACGUCUCCUGAUGGAGGGCUAGCCAGGUUUGCUGAGCGUUCAGAGAUCACCAGGGGUCACAGCUUCAUCAUCACCUGCUCUAUAUCUCCCCAGUAUCCUGGAGGCGUCUUCCAUCUCACCUUCUCUGGCUCCAACAUUGACACUAAGCCAGCAGUCAACCACUCAGCCUCCUUUCUGUUCCCUGUGGCAGAGUUUAGACACCAGGGAAACUACAGCUGUGUGUACCAAGUCGAAGUAGCCUCACACAACUUGAGCUCUCCCAGCUCAAUGCCGGUGACUGUCAUCAUUAAGUUGAAACUGAAUCAGCCACACAUCGUCCUGACGUCUCCUGAUGGAGGGCUCGCCAGGUUUGCUGAGCGUUCAGAGAUCACCAGGGGUCACAGCUUCAUCAUCACCUGCUCUAUAUCUCCCCAGUAUCCUGGAGGCAUCUUCCACCUCACCUUCUCUGGCUCCAACAUUGACACUAAGCCAGCAGUCAACCACUCAGCCUCCUUUCUGUUCCCUGUGGCAGAGUUUAAACACCAGGGAAUCUACAGCUGUGUGUACCAAGUCGAAGACGCUGCACAGAACUUCAGCUCCUCCAGCGCAUUGCCAGUGACUGUCAUCAUUCAGUCGCCCUCGUUGCUGAUGGUGUGUUUAGUAGCAGCCAGCAGCCUGUUGCUGUUCCUGGUCAUCUUGGCGGUCGUCUGUGUGGUCUACAGAAGAAGACGAGGAGCCAGGCAGCUUGAAGCUCACAUCCAAACUCCAAUGGCUGUCACACUCAGGAACCACUAUGUAGACAGUGAUGAGGAGGAGGAGGAGGAGGAGGAGGAACGGGACUACGUGAACGUGGACCCAGCAGCCACCAAGGAGAAACAGUGGAAGCUAGCAGGAGCAGAUGAGGAAGAGAGUGAUGAAGAUCAUGAUUAUGAAGAAGCUCAGGAUGACUAUGUCACUCUUUCUUGA
This is a messenger RNA of Myripristis murdjan (pinecone soldierfish), 1083 nucleotides long. RefSeq lists its product as uncharacterized. The coding region runs from base 1 to 1083 and encodes 360 amino acids. The record is from RefSeq and is a predicted model, not a curated record. Gene Ontology annotation, biological process: immune response-regulating signaling pathway. Lineage: Eukaryota; Metazoa; Chordata; Actinopteri; Holocentriformes; Holocentridae. The transcript has 6 exons.